Molecule: messenger RNA, 483 nt
Organism: Ostertagia ostertagi
Lineage: Eukaryota; Metazoa; Nematoda; Chromadorea; Rhabditida; Trichostrongylidae
Source: the annotation of a GenBank genome assembly
AUGAUGCAGUAUGGUGAAUACACAGUCAAGACCACACCUGACGCCUCUCCUCCAAGCACGAGUCCAACUCGUCCGCGCCUCUUAGCCAUCGCGACCGCUAAAUUCAACACAAAACGGUUAUCUGAUGGGUACCAAAAAAAGCUGCCUCCAAGGAUGAUGGAAACGUUCAAGUACUUCCAUAGGAUGCACAACAAGCGUAUCGUAUGGAGUGAGAAAUUGGCAAGUCAGGCAGUGAAUGAAGCAAUCACAGGAGGAACUAAAGCGAAGCUGAAGCUCAGACUACCGAAACCAUUCAAAACAGCGAAGGGCGGAAGACUGAAACUCCAAGAUAAGAUAUUGAACGCCCUCACAAGUCUCUUCAAUAUGAAUGGAAACUUAAACAAUGUCACCGCUCUUCCCUUAGGUACAUUCUACGGAUGCGGCGGCUUUUACACCAAAUUUGAAGAAAUAAUUCUUCUGCAAAUUGCGUGUGUCUACAACUAG